UCCAUUAAAACUGCUGCUCUUAUUUUGUUUUUAAUGCACUUGGAUUUUUGCAGGAGCCUUUUGGACCCUGAGGAUGAACUUUCUAGUAUCCAGUGGGAUUCAAUACCUUUGGACGUAAAGGAGUGGUUAACAGGCACUUUUGCAAGGACAAAAGAGACAUACAGACUGCAACCUGAUGAAAUAACAAGUGUUCGGAGUAUUUCAUAUGCUUUAGAGAAUGCAGUUGUGGUAGAAAGGCAAUUCCGCACAGCCACUAGUUCAAUCGGUAUGGCUUACCCAUUGCAAGUAGUACAAGUUAUGAAGACUGUCGAUAAAUGGGAUUUUAAUGUGUUUACCUUAGAUGAAGCUAGUGAAGGACACAGCUUGAAAUUUGUGAUGUGUGAAAUGUUCACCAAAUAUGACCUUCUGAGCCGUUUCCAGAUACCUAUUACCAUUCUAAUUUCCUUUGCAAAAGCUCUGGAAGCUGGUUACAGCAAAUACAAGAAUCCAUAUCACAAUUCACUCCACGCUGCAGAUGUUACUCAAACUGCACAUGCCAUUAUGCUUCAUACUGGAAUGAUGCAUUGGUUCACUGACCUGGAGAUCUUAGCAAUUAUUUUCAGCACCUCCAUCCAUGACUAUGAACAUACUGGGACCACAAACCAUUUCCAUAUAGAGACAAGGUCAAAAACUGCUCUACUGUAUAAUGAUAGAUCAGUUCUUGAAAACCAUCACCUGAGUGCUGCUUUCCGUCUUCUACAAGACAGAGAUACGAAUAUCUUAGCCAACUUAACCAGUGAUCAGUGGAGGGAAUUGCGUCGCAUGGUUAUUAAUAUAGUUUUAUCUACAGAUAUGUCACAUCAUUUCCAGCAGAUGAAAGUCAUGAAACAUAUUCUGCAAUGUCUCCAAGAUGUUGAAAGGGAACACCGAGAUAAAAUCAUGUCUUUUUUAGUACAUGUAGCUGACAUCAGCCAUCCAGCAAAGCCUUGGGAACUGCACCAUCAGUGGGCAGAAGCAUUACUGGAAGAAUUCUUUGAACAGGGAGACAAAGAGGCUGAAAUGGGACUUCCAAUUUCUUCACUGUGUGAUCGCAAGACAACCAAUAUUGCAGAAUCCCAAAUAGGUUUUAUUGACGUCAUAGUAAAACCAGUGUUUGCUCUUCUACUUGAAACUGUGGAGAAAACAGUUGUUCCUACUACACGUGAAGAUGCUAAAUCUCAGUCUGGAAAAAAUUGGUGUGGACAUUCUUGCUUAUUUGUUUUAAGUUACCUUUUGACUCCGAAAUUAAGUUACAGUAUCCACAUUGGUUCAGACAUUCCAGUCACUGUGAUUUCAUUUAUGAUGCUGGGGCUUCAGUUCCUUCCUUCCUUCCUUCCUUCCUUCCUUCCUAGCAAAGAACAAGAACAAUCCAUGGGGAGUGCUGAAGUAAAUCCUAGUGGGAACAGCCUCAUGAAAAAUGAUGGGAUUUGUGCUGAAAAACAGGAUUUAAUUGCCCUAAACCUAUCAAGAUUUCAGGACCAAAUCCUGCAGAAUAUUGAAGCAAAUAGAAACAAAUGGAAGGACAGUAAGGAGGCUAUUAACAAGGACACUAUUAACAAGGACGCUAUUAACAAGGACGCUAUUAACAAAGAACCAUUAGAUGAGGAAAAUAAGGCUAAAAAACAAGUCACAAUUAAAUCUAAAGCACCAAAAGAAAAACUCCAGAAAACAACAAAAGAAAAACCCCAACCUUCCAGCCCCAGGAAUUAUUGCAUUGCAGCACAAAGUCCCACAACUUGCCGUUGCCAGUUUUGUGUCAGCAAAGCACAUGAACCAAUGGACGUCAGCUUCAUAGUUUACAAUGCAAACGCUUCAGAAUUAGCACAACCACCAGAGGAUACUGAUGUCAUGGAUGUCACGGAAUCAUACGAGGAACUGAUAGAUAAUGGAAGUUCUUGGAGGAAUGCUGCAGGUCAGAAUAUAGAUGCAAACAUACAAGAGAUGAGAGACAUGGUUCCCAAAACAAAGACUCUGCAGCCUAAUGAAAGUGAUGAUGUCAUCAUUGAGGAAUUUAUACCUAAUGACCCACAGCCCCAGAAAACUAGUGAACCGCCCACUGCCAUUACUUCAAUGGAUUUCCAGCAACCACCUAAUCUUGGAUUUUUAAGGACAAAUUUAACCAAAAGCGACCUGGAAAUUUUUUCACUAUGGAAUGAAGAAGUGAUGAGACGUGCCGCUGAGCAGCAGAAAAAAACCUUCAACCAAACAUCGACUGACACAACCCUGCAAGUGGCAGUGCAAGCGCUGCAAAACGAACACUGCCAAGGAAGUGGAGGGGCUCCUGCCCAGAAUCCUGAAACCUUUAUCUUGCAGGUGAUCUCCCUUGACUGUCCUUCUACACCGUGCCCAGAUCACACGGGAGCAAAUUGUGACCCAUGUCAACAGAAAGAUGCCAGUACUCCUGUCCCCAUGAAUUGUACCGUAACAGCAUCAAAUGCGUCUCAACAAGCAAAUGAAGCAACCCAGUGUGGAGCUGCAGCUGUAUCUGUCACAUCCUUGAGUUACGGGGUCUUUAAAAUCCCCCAGUAAGCUGUUUGCUUGCAGAGUUGGAUUGCUCUGUCUUCAAGCAGAAUAGGCACUGAUAUCACAUACAAGGCCAGUUAGCCUAAAUAAAUAGAUCUUUUGCCUGCUGAUUGUUCAAUAUUAAAUGUGGGAAAUGUUCAUGUGGAAGCCUGAAAAAAAGAG
Python bivittatus (Burmese python) is the source of this 2703-nucleotide messenger RNA. NCBI's taxonomy places the organism in Eukaryota, Metazoa, Chordata, Lepidosauria, Squamata, Pythonidae. The record is from RefSeq and is a predicted model, not a curated record.